AUGUGGCUAUUGUCGGGUGAUUCACACGCUAUUCCAGCAGUUUUAUCACAAAACAGAGGCUUCAUCAAGCAGAACUGUGAUUCUGGGCUACCUUCACCACUUCCUUCUGAUACCUUAAAGUAUUUCGGCUGGUGUGACAUAGAGGACCAUGAUGUUCGAGGAAAUCAGCUUCAUUGUCCCCGAGUGAGAGAAGGACCUUCAGAAGAAGAGCUAUUUUUCAGAGGAGAAGAACAUACUUUGAAAAAAAGGAAACAAGUAACUGACACAGAGAAGUGGCAAAAGAAACUGCAAGAGAACUGGGAAAACUGUGCUGAGUUGAACCUUUCAUUUCAGGACCUGGGUGACCUGUACCAGGUGGAAAACUUCAAAAGAAUCCUCCAAAGAUUAAUUCGGGUGGAAAAACUUUGGUUGGUGGACAAUUCUUUGACAGACCUAAGUGCCAUAAGGUUGCCAAGAUGCAGAGAACUAAAUGUCAAUAAAAACCACUUUACAUCCUUCAAACAGCUGCCAAAGAUACCUCAGAUUCAGCACUUAUCACUCGCUGAAAAUAACAUCAUGACACUAAGUGGAAUAUCAGACUUUAGACACACUCCACUUGAAUCCCUUAUACUCAAAAGGAAUCCCUGUGAAUUUCAAGAAGGAUACAGACAACUUGUAUUCUCCAGUUUGCCAAAUCUGAAAGUGCUGGAUGGUAUCCCAAAACUGCCAGAGGACUGUUCACCCCCAGAUAUCAGCUUUUUUUUCAAAAUGUGUACUAUACUCUAGCACUGUAUUUUUGUAGGAUUGGAACUGUGCUACAAUCACCUCACUUAAAAGA
Balearica regulorum gibbericeps (East African grey crowned-crane) is the source of this 817-nucleotide messenger RNA. The record is from RefSeq and is a predicted model, not a curated record. Lineage: Eukaryota; Metazoa; Chordata; Aves; Gruiformes; Gruidae.